AUGGAUUUCGGGGAGAUUGAGGUCGAAAAGAAAUACUAUCCAAUUGACGCAAAUGAAAUGGAAAUAGAGGUCCAAAAACAGACGACGGAAUGUGAAGAGAUUGAAGUGGGCAAGAAGUAUGAAAUGGAGGUAGCCUAUGGAGCAAUACAAGUGGAAAAGAAGACGGACUACGGAGAUGAGAUUGAACUAGAAACGAAAUAUGACUUGGAGACGGGAAAGGAAAUGGACUAUGGACAACCACAAGUCCAAAGGAAAUGUGACUAUGGAGACGAGACUCAAGUGGAAAAGAAAAUGGACUACGGAGAGAUUGAAGUAGAAAAGAAAACAGACCAUGGGGGCGAGAUUGAAGUGGGAAAAAAGACCGACCAUGGAGACGAGAUCGAAGUCGAAAAGAAAGAGGAAAAAUCUGAUGGUGCUGACGACACAGCAAACGACGAGGGAGAUGGGAGUGGCCGCAGGACUUUGGUAGGUGAAACAGACACAAAGGACAACAAAAGUCCCAAGAAAGCAUUGUUCAAGAGUCUUAGUCCUAGUGCUGGUCUCAUCAAACGACUAACACCCACUCGUCAAAAGAGGGCCUUGGCGAAAAUAAAAACCAUCAGCCUAAGUCGAAGCCGCUUGGAUGUUCCACUUAACGACGAUGAAGAUACAACCGUCCAAGAUGUUGCUGGCUCAACUUCAGAUUCGCAAACCACCAGUCCCGACAUUAGCGAUACCCGCGCCAGCCCGGAAAACGUAGCUGAUGACGACGAUGAUAACUCUCACGAAAGCCAAGUUUCAGAAAACGGAGAUACCCUGACUUCACUGAGAAAAAUUGGGAAUCGACGGCGGCAUGUUGGUAUGGCAGGUCUAUACUCCGCAGGACCGUCGCGAUCUGAACCAAAAUCGAGGCCUUCAUUGUCGGGUCCUCCUCCGAGACCUACGCUAGCGAGACCAACACUGAAUAGGCCAUCCAUGGCCGCAUCCAUGAGAAUAAACAAAUCGAAUGCCGGUGGCCGCCAAAUGGCGGGUCGGGGUAAUUUGAGAAGAAUACAUAGUCAAAGGAAUAAAGCGCCACAAAUGAAAGUGCAAAACUUUCAGGACUAUUUGAAAAUGCAACAGAUGCAAUCCGUCAGGCGGUUCGACAAUACUUGGAAUGUGGACGAAUCUGAAGAAGAAGAAGAAGAAGAAGAAAACCUUCUUGAGGUUGCCAUGCCCUCCAAAAGCAUCGCAGCUCGGCCAUCCUACGAAAAAAGCUCGGAAUUUAGCAUGUCGUUUCGGGCAUCCUCUCGGCCAAGGGAUAGUCGCCGUGUGGCGUCCACGCAGGGCGUUACACAUCUGGCCCAGAAUGCGGAUUGGUUUGAAUUUCUGGACAAUGUUAAUGAUGACGACGACGAAACUGAAAGGGACUUGGACGACUUCGAUGUCGAUAAAGAUCAAGAUGUAAGAACUCCCUUCUACUGCAGACCAAAUCAGCGACAACGAUGGGCUGCCAAGCAAGUUCUUCCUCACGUCAAUUGGGGAGACCUCUUCUUUGAUUUAUUCUUUGUUUCCAUGGCUGCCAACUUGGGAAACAUGGUGGUAGGCGUUUUGCAAAAACCAGCAAACGUUGUUCGAGGCGUAAUAUACUUUGUUGGAUGUUUUGGACCGCUAUUCAACUCCUGGGAACACAAAACAAAGUACCAGGCAAGGUAUAGCGUCAAUGAUCAUGCUCAUCAAAUGUUUGAUAUUGCCCGCAUCUUUGUAAUUGGAUUUGCUGUCUUACAUAUCAAAUCACUCGAUCUUUUCGCCGACCCAAAGUCAAUCGAAAUGGGCGUAUUCACGUUCUCUCUCUCUGUGGAUUCCAUUUUUUCGUUCCUCGUCAAUAUGGAACUUUUCUUAUACGCCAAGGGCGAUAGAAGGGCCAUUCAAACAGUUACGCGACGGAAAAUGAUCCAGAAUGCAAUCUUUGAGACACCCUACGUCAUUGCGACUAUUCUUGCAGCAAUCUUUUUCUGGUCAGACGUUGCCACUGAAACAGAGCCAAAAGAGAAUCAUCUUUGGCGACUUGCCGAUCUUCCGUUGACACUCUGUUGCGCCUCUUACUUGUUGCGCAUCUGCACUCAAAUUGGGAUCAUGCAAUAUCACAAUCGAAGCAAGAAAAUUGUAGAUUUUCAAAAUCGAUUUGUCCCCCACAAUAUUGAAUUUCUCAUUCAGCGGUAUGGGGAAUGGGUCAUGCUUAUGAUUGGAGAAAAUGUCUUGGCACUCUUGAUUGUGGAGACCAUCGAAUCCGUCGACUAUUACAUUGUCACGACAAUAGGUGUUGUCACUGUCACCACACUUCACUUUUUGAAGCACGAAUCGGAUCCUCGAAAACCUUCUCGCCAUGCUUUAUUACGAGGGACAUCCAACGGAUUGUUCUACUCAGUCUGCGUACAACUUUUUUCAAUGACAUUAAUUGCGUUCGGAGUCAGUCUGAGGAUUUUCCUUGAAGCCAUCUUGAAAGAUUUCAACCAAGUCCCUUAUGACAUUGCUGAUUCUGCAGUAGGCACACUCCACUGUAUAACAUUGACAGUUGUACUGUUUUCGCUGGAGCUUAUUCACAUGUCACACAGCAGUUCAGAAAGUGGACGCAGCGGAUUCACAUUUUGCAAGCACGAGGACUUUAGUGUCUCGCUGCUUUUCGUUGUUUCCGCCAUUUGUAAGACAGUCCUGCUGCUCUUCACCGCCACCCUUCCACUUUGGAAAACGAAUCCCGUCUUCUUGUCUGUAUCAAGUAGCAUGGUGACUGGUUUUUUCGCCCUUUCAAGAGUAGUUACGACAAGCUACCAACUCAUGUCAAAACGGAAGAGGCAUUCUGAAAAAGUGCGACAAUCGAGGCUAGAUGAUGUGAGCAUAGUGUCGUCCAGCCAAGCUGAGGAUUCAGAAGGGUUUCAGAUCGACAAUAUUGUGUCGGCGUAG
This is a messenger RNA of Cylindrotheca closterium, 2919 nucleotides long. Lineage: Eukaryota; Bacillariophyta; Bacillariophyceae; Bacillariales; Bacillariaceae. The record is from the annotation of a GenBank genome assembly.